This is a messenger RNA of Pungitius pungitius (ninespine stickleback), 4712 nucleotides long. Its product is annotated as metal transporter CNNM1. The transcript is spliced from 10 exons. The coding region runs from base 245 to 2902 and encodes 885 amino acids. Gene Ontology annotation, biological process: transport; magnesium ion homeostasis; intracellular manganese ion homeostasis. Gene Ontology annotation, molecular function: transmembrane transporter activity. Lineage: Eukaryota; Metazoa; Chordata; Actinopteri; Perciformes; Gasterosteidae. Gene Ontology annotation, cellular component: plasma membrane; cytoplasm. The record is from RefSeq and is a predicted model, not a curated record.
GCUCGGCAUUUCGUGCCUCUAUUUUUAGAAAGUGUCAAAAAGCGAAUAAGGCAGGACUACGUCACGAUGUGUCAUGCAUAUUCGAGGACUCUAGAGCUCCUGUAUUUUCUCUCUCUCUCUCUCCCCCGCUCUGUCCUUCGUACCAUCCUCUUUUGCGUGGCCAUGGCCACCCAGCUGCUUGCAUCCAUCCCAUCCGCAGACCACGUGACCCGUUUCUCCCGUGCCCUUCAGUAGUGCAUUCAGCAUGAUGGCUGCGGAUGCUGCGGAUGCUCUCUGCUGCAUCCUGCAUCCGCACCAGCUUUCUCUCCUCCUUCUCACCGCCACCCUCUCCUCUCUGCCGGCCCCGACAGCGGCGCUGCUUGGCGUCCGACCGGAAGACACCCUGAAGGGAGAGCUGUCCGUGCAGGAUGGGGUUCUGAGGGCGACGGAGGGGACCCGCUUCGUACUGAGGGUUUACUACUCCGCAUUCCCUGCUACGGAGCAUCGCAACAGCCUGAACGUCAGCGGCAGACCGGACGCCGCUCCCGCCGCUCCGUGGAUCGCGUUUAUAGAGGAACCAGGUGGGGAGAGCGGGGAGAAGCGACUCCAGUCCGCGGCGAAUCCCUGCCAAGAGGAGAAUGCCCGGAGUUCGGACAUCGAGCUGCUGGGCUCAUUCAAAUCUUCAUCAAGUCACAACUCAGUGUUGGUGGAACUGCUUGCGAAAGACCUGCGCAGAGGCGAGUCGAUCAAAUACUACUCCAUGUGCGCGUUUGAUGGAGUGAAAUGGGAGCAUUUCAGCACCAAAGACUUUUGGUUGGCGGUGGCGGAGAGACCUCCGGGGGCAGAUGUUUGGCUCCAGGCAGGUGUCUCCGUCCUCUUGUUGGGGCUGUCUGCGCUCUGCAGCGGUCUGAACAUAAGCAUGCUGGCCCUGGACCCCGUGGAGCUGCGGGUCCUGCAAAACAGUGGCACGGACAAGGAGCAGAAAUACGCGCGGAAGAUAGAGUCGGUGCGUAAACACGGAAACUACAUCCUGUGCACCGUGGUGCUUGGCAACGUGCUUACAAAUACCUGCUUUGUGGUGUGGAUGUGUCAGAUUUUAGGGAUGACUGCUCUGUCGACAGCCUCUUGCACUUUGGGUAUAUUCUUCAUCGGCGAGAUUUUACCUCACUCACUGGCGUCCAGGCACAGUCUCGCGAUCGCCUCCAAGACGCUGUGCGCGACCCGCCUGCUGAUGCUGGUUUUUUUCCCCAUCGCCUACCCAGUGUCAAAAAUCCUGGACCUCCUGCUGCACCAAGAGAUCAGCAGCUUCUACACCAGGGAGAAGUUGGUCGCCAUGCUUCGCGUCACAGAUCCGUACCACGACCUGGUCAAAGAGGAGCUCAACAUCAUCCAGGGAGCGCUGGAGCUGAGGACUAAGACCGUGGAAGACGUGCUGACCCCGCUGUCGGACUGCUACAUGAUCUCCUCGGACGCCACGCUGGAUUUCUGCACCAUGUCGGACGUGAUGCAGAGCGGUUUCACCCGGAUUCCAGUCUUCGAGAACGACAGGUCCAACAUCGUGGACAUACUGUUCGUCAAAGACUUGGCCUUCGUGGAUCCAGACGAUUGCACGCCCCUGAAAACAAUUACUCAGUUUUACAAGCAUCCCAUGCACUGCGUGUUCAAUGACACCAAGCUGGACGUGAUGCUGGAGGAAUUUAAGAGAGGCAAGUCCCACCUGGCUGUGGUGCAGCGGGUGAACAGCGAAGGGGAGGGAGACCCCUUCUAUGAAGUGAUGGGCAUCGUCACGCUGGAGGACGUCAUAGAGGAGAUCAUCAAGUCGGAGAUCGUGGAUGAGACGGACCUGUAUACUGAUAAUCGGAACAAAAGACGCGUGUCCAACCACGAGAGGAAAAUGCAGGAUUUUUCUAUCUUCAAACUGGCAGAGAAUGAGUUGAAGGUGAAGAUCUCGCCCCAGUUGCUGCUGGCAACGCACCGCUUCUUGGCAACAGAAGUGGAGCCUUUUAGGCUGUGCCACCUGUCGGAGAAGAUCUUGCUGCGUCUCAUCAAACAUCCCACUAUUGUGCAGGACCUCAAGUUCAACCCCAAGAACAAACACGCUCCUCAACACUACCUCUUCCAGAGACACAAACCCGUGGACUACUUUGUCCUCGUUCUGCAGGGCCGGGUGGAGGUAGAGAUAGGAAAAGAGGCUCUCCGCUUUGAAAAUGGAGCGUUUUCCUAUUAUGGCAUACCAGCACUCAUCUCGCCCUUGCCUAUUGGUCCGAGGUACGGAUCCCGGAGCAGUGGCCUCAACCAAUCAGAUUCCUUCCUGAGUGGCAGCGUGGGACAGCUCUCUACAGGAGGAGGGGUCUACUUACCAGACUACUCUGUCCGACAGCUCACAGACCUGCAGAUCAUUAAGAUCACCAGGAACCACUACCAGAACGCCCUCCUGGCCAGCCGGAUGGACAGCUCCCCUCAGACACCCGACCCGGUGGAUCUCGAUGCUAAAGGGAGGCACCCAGUCCCGGAGGUCCGCUCACACAGCAUCGCUCUCCCCCUGACGCACACUCGCCUAGGGCUGGCACGCCUUGCACAUCUCCAUCCCCACGGUGGCCUUCGCAACACCUCCCAGCUCAAUGAAAGAAACCGGAUCGUCCGAAGUAAAUCCGACGGGCAGAGGAGUCCAAAUGAUACGGUGUUCUUCCGCAUGGAUGAGAUUCCCUACAUCCAUGAGGAUCCGCCAGAAAAUUAUGGGGAGAAUGACGUGCCCACCGACUCUCAACCCUCCACCUCUCCCUUCAUCAGCUCCCCGUCCAGCUCGGAGGAGAACAUCGGGAUGAAACUGUUGCAUAAAUUGAGCAACAAGAUGAGGAAAAAGUCUUGGGAUGGAGAGAAGAGUUUGGAGGAAGGUUCAGAGCAACCACCGGUAACCAGCUAGCAAAGUGUCACUGAGGAGGAGGGAUGAAGCUUCUUACUCCCUCAUCACUGCCUGGUCCUCCUUAUUAGGCGACCAACCCCUCGCUGACCCUCUCCAUGCUGCGGCUGCGCUCCCACUAGAGACGGAGCCAUCUCGUGUGAUCUAGCCACCGGUAACACUCAGGUCCCCACUCUGUCCGUCCUCUGCCUGACCUCACACCCUUAAAGUGAUCGGACGGCUACAAAAGAAAAACCCGCUUGGAGGAAUCCAAACAACACAUUGUUGGACUCAUCCAGCCUUACACUGGACUGCAUGGAGGUUUGGUUUUUCUUUAAAGCAGGGAAACGCUUACUUUAUAUGUAAUGUUAUAUCAUUUAAGCCACCUGGACUCGACCACAUCUCUCAACACGGAACUUCUAGGUCAUUUCUGUGCAAGAUUUCAAAUUUUACCAGACCGACGAAUAUAACAAUUUUUUAUUAUUACUGUUUUAUAAUGAGGCAGUUCCCACAUAAAGAAAAUGUUAUUUGCACAGGGAAUUGUUCUAAUGUUGCCAUAAGUAGUGCUAACAGCACCAGACACACCGGCCAUCGAGCAAAAAGCCACAAGACAAGAGCACAAUUUUUACAUGAAAAAGCCAUACAUUAUUUCUCAGCCUAAAUGGCUACUUAUUAUAUGCUGUGACUAAACUCUCAGCAAGUUGAAAACACAAUUUCUUAGCUGAUUUUUAUACAGAAGUGUCAGAAUUACUGAAAGUAAUUUGUAGAUAGCAGUAUAGCUAAUCUUACAUAACAUUGCUGCCACAUAAAUGCAUAUAUUCAGUAAAUGUGUCCUUCCCACAUGAAUGCAUUUGUCCUAAAUGUGCUCCUAUAAAACAAACACUCUCAAUAAUCUACUUUUUCUCUUGAUGUUAGCACCUCUGAAAGAAAGCGUUGGCCUAUUGUUUCUUUUCCUCCAGUAGAAGGCGAUCCCAUUCAUUCCGUAAGCCAGCACAUCAGCAACUUUCAUAGGUAAAGUUCAUUUACUAACAAUGUGUACAAAAAGUAAGCUUGUGGUUUUGGGGACCCAGGAGGAUCUUAUGGGUGUUCUCUAUAGAAAGAGUUGUUACUACUUGCAUGUUUGUUUAUGCUGCUUUUAGUGUAGAGAUGAAGCCCUGUAGAAAGCCCUGUUUUUCCAUAUGCAUGCUUUAGUAAAGACAUGAAAGAGCAGGAAGAUCUGCAGUAACUUCUCCUCUAAAUGGCAGAAAGUGACUUACUGACAUUUUAUGUGAAUUAAGAUUUUAAAAUGAAUAAAAUUUUUAACUGCUUCAUUUGAGAAAAAGCAAUAAGCAAAGCAUCAAAGCAAGGCUGCAGUUUUCAUGGUGGGGGCUACAGCAUCUUGCUUAUUGAAGAAAACAAUAAAGCAAUUGUUCUAGAAAUGAUCUACUAUCCAAAUAAGAAAAGUAUUAUUGGAUGUGCAGGUCAGGUCGGUCUAAGUAAAAAUCUUGGCAGGUACAUUUCCCAACGGAACCAGAAGAGCAAGACAUGAAAGAGGAAAGCAAUAUGACGCACGCCGACACUGCACCUACGUCAACACACACGCACAAACACACACACACACACACACAGUGACGUACCUCAUUCUGCUUGGUAAGUCCAUGUAAGUACAAAGGACUCUGUACUAAGCAAUUCGCGUUGACCCCUCUAUGUACACAGAACAUGCAACGGGAAGUCUUUUGAUGUGACGACAGACGCGAAACAACAUCAUUUGUGGGAAUCAUAAAGUCUCUGAGCUGAAUGCUUUGAAAGGUUUUGCAGUUGGUUAACACAUAUUUAUAUUAUAUAUAUAUAUAUA